CUCGCGGUUUACUCUCAUUCGCCGCGGUUUUUAGUGGAGAUGUCUGGAAACACAUUACUGCAUGGACUGGUUCUCUUAUAUUCAAUUCACCCGCUCGCGCUCGCCGAAAAACCGGAUGAUGGUUGUGGUCAUUAUGUCCUUGGCCAAGAGAGUGGUGUCCUGUCCUCCAAGAACUACCCAGGAACUUACCCCAACAACUCCUGGUGUGAAUGGCGAAUCCGUGUACCCAUUGGCCACACUAUUGUCCUCAAGUUUGGAGACCUGAACAUGGAGAAGAAGGACUGUGAGUCUGACUAUUUGAAGGUUCUGAAAGGAUCGUAUGGGGCAGAAAUGGUUUCCUGGGAGUACUGUGGUGGUCUGAUGCCCAAGCCUGCACCGAUUAACACGGACUCCAGCGAACUGACCGUCCGCUUUCGUAGCAGCCAGCACAUCUCUGGAAGAGGAUUCCUGCUUUCAUACUCCACAGAAAACCACAAAGAGCUGCUGACAUGCUUGGACAGAGGCAGUCAUUUCCCGGUGUCAAAGUACAGGAAGUACUGUCCGGCCGGAUGUGCAGCGGUGACGGGAGACGUGUCUGGGGACAUUUCCCUGGGCUACAGACAUACAUCAGUUUUGUGUAAAUCAGCGGUGCAUGCUGGGGUCAUCACGGACCAGUUUGGAGGACCAAUCACAGUUGAGGAGCGCCGAGGGCUCAGUCGCUACCCUGCGGUCAGAGCCAAUGGCAUCCAGUCAAAAGAUGGCUCGUUGUCUGAAACCCUCUUCACAUUUGUGACAAACGAUUGCAGUCAACAGACUGUUCUUCAACCUGUGAGCACUACUACAAGCUUGUCAUCACACAGUAUCUCUUCUGACGGGUCUGAAGUCGACUGGUUUCCUAACAGCACCCAACCGGGUGUCUCUGAUGACCUUAACAAUAACCAUCCAAAAUGGCUCCAGAUUGACCUCAGAGAAAAGAGGAGGAUCACGGGUAUUCUGACCACAGGCUUGACCAUUGCAGGCUUCGGAUAUUUUGUAAAAAACUACAAGAUCGAGUACAAAGAGAGGAGUCGUUGGCGACUUUUUGUCCAGUAUAAUAACUCUGAUGAUAUGAUCUUUGAAGGAAAUACUGGCAGCCUCCACCAAACACGCAACACCUUCCAUCCCUCCAUCGUAGCACGAAGCAUUCGAAUCGUACCUCAACAGUGGCACAGGACAAUCGCUAUGAGAGUGCAGCUACUGGGCUGUCCUUAUGUUAAACCCAUCCCAGUGAAUUCAUCGUCUCCGGUGACACAGGAGGCCCAGCCUACACAGCCCAUUCACGAUGACAUGACCAAACCAGUGGCCUCUCAGGCUGAUCUUGUUACUCUGGUCGUAAUAAUUGUGCCCACCAUUCUGCUUGUGGUCUUGCUUCUGGUGGGAAUCUGCGUGGUUAAAAUGCUAUACAAAAUGGAGCGAUUGAGGGCUCUGGGGGAUAAAGGAGAGUUGAGGGUCAAAGCUGAGUACCAGCAGCCUCUCAUGCUUGGCACAGACACUGUGUCCCGAAAAGGCUCGACGUUCAGACCCAUGGACACCGAGGCCAAAGACAAGGACAUCGAGGCAACUUCUCACUACGACCACCUGCAGACAGGCAUCCAGUAUGCCCUACCACUGACCAAUCAGGAGCCAGAAUACGCCACACCCAUCAUCGAGCGCCACACCUUCCGCAAAGAUCCUUUCCUUCCGGAUCCCAGCUACAGCAUCCCAGGCGUUGUACUAAACAAAAGCCCGUCGUUUCGAGCGGUGGAGGGCAGUAACUGUAGGAAAGUGAUCGGAGGGCUGGCCGGGGGCUACCAGGCGCCCCACGUCAAAACAGACAGGGGGAAUUACCCAGAAGACAUCUACGACAGCCCUAAAAUCCAGAAGCCCGUCAUGCAGAACGGGAAUUGUUCGGAAUACCAGAGACCCCAGAUUAAAUCCCAGGUUCAAGAGUGCUAUUCCACUCCCAGAGACUGCGUCAGACUGCCUUUCUCCGGACUCAGGCCAGACCCAGAGGGCAGAAGCUCAGAAGGAAGCUAAGAAGAACCAUACUGUGAUGUUUUCUGAUUUACCUGACUGAACAAAAUCACCUCCAGACUCUACUUAACUUAUUUGUGCAUGAGGGACAACUUGUUUUUGCAUUUUUGCGGAGGCCGUAACUGAUGCGAUCAGUUUGUGUAAUUUAACAAUUUUUUUGUAUAUACGAUGUACUUUGUCUUGAUGAAUCGAGAUUUCUUAAAAAUGUUCCUGUUUGUUGAAAUUUUGUUUUAAAUCAAAUGCAAUAUGCAGAAAUUUGAAGGGGACAAAUGCGUUCAUUCCCUAAUCAGGGACACAAACUGUGAAUGCGAGCCAGAUUUUCAUGUGUUCUACAAUGUGACCAUCAUCUCGAUCUUCUCAGACUCUGCUUCAAAUAUCCUUAAAAGGACAAUUUCACUGAUUUUCAACCAUCUUUGCAUUGUUAAAAUGCAAAUUGGUUAUGUAAAUGUUCAAUGUAUACUCUUUGUCCAUGUUACUUCCCUACUGGUGUAACGCAAGUUCCUGAGCAGUUACUUUGAUCCGUCUCCUAAAAGGUGACCUAGAGCCAUUCCACGUUCAUGUCUCUUCACCAAUCAAAACACAUGCAAUUAAUUAAAAACACUUUUUAAGUAGCCUAACACAUCUAAACUGGAAGCAAGCUGUGUGUCGAUGCAACAAAAUUAGCUUAAUUCCAUAAUGUAAGCAAAAUGAUGAUCUGGUUUGACGUGCUGCUCUUUUCCAAGUGUAAAUUGGGUGUAAGGGUCGUACGCUUAUGUUAGAUUCAGCCGUUUUGGAUAAUUUUUCAUCUCUCAUUCUGCUGUAUGCAAUUGCAUUGUUGAAUCUCAAAGGUUUUGAUGUUUCUUCCAUGCCGAGUAUUGUUAUGUUCACUGUGUUUUGGACUCCCCUUGUUCCAUGUGAAAACUGGCUGUUUAAAGCAAUAACAGACUAAAAUUGCUUAUUUCAUACUGUCUUUAUUUGGAUUGUCUAUAGGAGUAUACAGUUAAAAUGUCAUUUUUGAAAUGUCAACAUUUCUUCUGUGUGUUCCACAAAAGAGAUAAAGUCGUACUGGAUUGGAGUAUAUGAUGGAGGUAUUUAGGUAUUUUAGUUUUCAGGUAGGCUAUCCCUUUAAGCAUCAGGAAGACCUGUGAGUUGCUGCUGUUUAAGGGACAAUCCCUGUUAAAAGAUUACCGACAGGUCUUCAUUUCUGUGAAAUGUUUUGGGGGAUGUGCUGUGCUCGGGGACCGAUGGUUAAUGUUUGAUAUGCCCAUGAGGAUCUGGUCAUGCUGGUGUGUUUUAGUGCUUUGCCACGGAGAAUCUCAGUGCUGUGUUUGUGCUUGUCCAAACCCUGAUUAAAAGCACCAGUAGUUCAACAUGUCCUGUGAUGGGUGCUUUGCUAAAAAAAAAAAAAAAAUGCAAAUGUCUUUUAAAAAUGUGAGGAAUCGGCAUGAUUACUAAGUAUUUGGUGAAAGCAGGAUGUCACACAUGAGGUGUCCCUGUGGGAAAGUCAUCAGGAAUGUAAAGUUGGAGUGUUAGUUGUGGGGCAGCAGCUGAUGGUGACCCUGCUGUUUAAAUCUACCGUUCAGGGGUCGUGCAUCACAUUUCACACCCAAAGUAUGUACCAUUAAA
Molecule: messenger RNA, 3636 nt
Organism: Sinocyclocheilus grahami
Lineage: Eukaryota; Metazoa; Chordata; Actinopteri; Cypriniformes; Cyprinidae
Product: discoidin, CUB and LCCL domain-containing protein 1-like
Exons: 14
Coding region: 40-2034 (664 amino acids)
Cellular component (GO): plasma membrane
Molecular function (GO): signaling receptor activity
Source: RefSeq, a predicted model, not a curated record